Messenger RNA from Trichosurus vulpecula (common brushtail), 2097 nucleotides. RefSeq lists its product as uncharacterized. NCBI's taxonomy places the organism in Eukaryota, Metazoa, Chordata, Mammalia, Diprotodontia, Phalangeridae. Gene Ontology annotation, biological process: G protein-coupled receptor signaling pathway; sensory perception of smell. The record is from RefSeq and is a predicted model, not a curated record. The transcript is spliced from 3 exons. Gene Ontology annotation, cellular component: membrane. Gene Ontology annotation, molecular function: olfactory receptor activity; G protein-coupled receptor activity; odorant binding. Bases 1 to 2097 code for a protein of 698 amino acids.
AUGAAUUGGAAUGUCACCACAAACCCUGAAUUUAUUCUCUUGGCACUAACUCAUCGCCUGGAACUUCAGGUCCUGUUCUUUGUCCUCUUUCUAACCAUCUACAUCAUCACUGUGGUGGGCAACCUGGGGAUGAUGGUGUUAGUUCGAAUCAUUCCCAGGCUUCACACACCCAUGUACUUUUUCCUGAGUCACUUAUCUUUUGUGGACCUCUGUUUCUCUUCCAAUGUGAGUCCUAAGAUGCUGGAGACUCUCAUAGUGGAAAAGGCCACCAUCUCCUACUCAGCCUGCUUGGUGCAGUGUUACCUUUUCAUUACUUUGGCACAUGUGGAAAUGUACAUUCUGGCUGUGAUGGCCUUUGACCGCUACAUGGCCAUCUGCAAUCCUCUGCUCUAUGGCAGCAAGAUGUCUCCCACUGUCUGCACCUCUCUCAUCUCAGUGCCCUAUGUUUAUGGAUCCCUCAUGGGUCUCAUGGAGACCAUGUGGACCUACAGCUUAUCAUUCUGUGGCCCCAAUAAGAUUAACCAUUUCUACUGUGCUGACCCUCCCCUCAUUGAACUAGCUUGUUCUAGUACUUACAGAAAAGAAACAUCAAUCUUUGUUGUUGCUGGGUUUAACCUCACCUUUUCCCUGCUCAUCAUUCUUAUCUCCUAUCUGUACAUCUUCCCAGCUAUCUUCAGGCUUAGCUCUGCAGACAGUAGGCGCAAAGCCUUCUCCACCUGUGGGUCCCACCUGACAGCGGUCACUAUAUUCUAUGCAACUCUUUUCUUCAUGUACCUGACACCACCCUCUGAGAAGUCUGUGGAGCGAGGAAAAAUGGUGGCUGUGUUUUACACCACUGUGAUCCCCAUGUUGAACCCUAUGAUCUACAGCUUAAGAAACAAAGAUGUAAAAGAAGCCUUAAGGAAAGAACUCUUCAGAAAAGAACUUUCUGUGACAGGAGGGGAUGAGAGACUGGGGAAAGAGGAAGAUCAGAAUACUGUCACACAAACUGCUGUUGGAGAAAUUUCCAUCAACAGCUUGGGACACGGAAGGAAGAUGGAGGAGAAGUGUAUCACAGCCCCUCAAGCUGAUAGCUUCCUGCUGGUCCCUUUUUUCGCCUAUAUUAGGUACUUGGCUUUUGAAAUACAGAACCAAGGAGUGUGGAGCUCAACUGGAGAAGUGAUGAGUGGGAAUGUGACCAUAAACCCUGAGUUUAUUCUCCUGGGACUAACCCAUCGCCUGGAGCUUCAGGUCCUAUUCUUUGUCCUCUUUCUAACCAUCUACAUCAUCACUGUGGUGGGCAACCUGGGGAUGAUGGUGUUAGUGCGAAUCACUCCCAGGCUUCACACACCCAUGUACUUUUUCCUGAGUCACUUAUCUUUUGUGGAUCUCUGUUUCUCUUCCAAUGUGAGUCCUAAGAUGCUGGAGACUUUCAUAGUGGAAAAGGCCACCAUCUCCUACUCAGCCUGUUUGGUGCAGUGUUACCUUUUCAUUGCUUUGGUCCAUGUGGAAAUCUACAUUCUGGCUGUGAUGGCCUUUGACCGCUACAUGGCCAUCUGCAAUCCUCUGCUCUAUGGCAGCAAGAUGUCUCCCACUGUCUGCACCUCUCUCAUCUCAGUGCCCUAUGUCUAUGGCUCCCUCACAGGUCUCAUGGAGACUAUGUGGACCUAUAGCUUAUCAUUCUGUGGCCCCAAUAAGAUUAACCAUUUCUACUGUGCUGACCCUCCUCUCAUCAAGUUAGCUUGUUCUAGUACUUACAGAAAAGAAACAUCCAUGUUUGUUGUUGCUGGGUUUAACCUCACCUUUUCCCUGCUCAUCAUUCUUAUCUCCUAUCUGUACAUCUUCCCAGCUAUCUUCAGGAUUAGCUCUGCAGACAGCAGGCGCAAAGCCUUCUCCACCUGUGGGUCCCACCUGACAGCUGUCACUAUAUUCUAUGCAACUCUUUUCUUCAUGUACCUGACACCACCCUCUGAGAAGUCUGUGGAGCAAGGGAAAAUGGUGGCUGUGUUUUACACCACUGUGAUCCCCAUGUUGAACCCUAUGAUCUACAGCUUAAGGAACAAAGAUGUAAAAGAAGCUUUAAGCAAAGAACUGUUCAGAAAAGAACUUUCUAAAUAA